UGGAACCUGCAGAGAGGAAAGAGCAGUUCUUUCUCUGCCACAUGAUCACACACGACUGUCCAAUACAAUAUGAGGAAACUAACUCUUGCUCUCUUCUUUGCUGUGUAUAUCUGCUCUGUAGCAGUUCACAGCAGGAUCAGGCAGAAGAGAACCUGGAUCAUUGACAGCUUCAACAUUGAAGAAGAAAACCCCGGCCCUUUCCCUUAUUUGUUGGGGACGAUUGAACUGGACAGAAAAUAUUUGGUCAACUUUAGGCUGCAUGGUAGUGGUGUUGAUAAAGAGCCCAAAGAGGUUCUGAAAAUCAAUCAAAGAAAUGGCCAGAUUUGGGUGCAUAAGAAGGUGGACUACGAGACUCUUCAAUUGCUCCAGUUAACAUUUGAAGCAACAAAUGUCUCCAAUAACCAAGUGGACACAAGGCUCGGGGUUGAGGUCAGGAUCCUGGACAUUAAUGACCACGCCCCAGUCUUUAGUCCACCUCACUAUCAGGCUACUGUGGAUGAGUCUACAGCUCAAGGUCAGGUAGUAGCAACAAUGAAUGUCACAGAUAAGGAUGACUCACAAACUCCAAAUGGAACCUUCUCCUUCAAUAUCAUCUCUGUUACUCCCAAAACGGACAACGUGGAGUUUUUCCUUGAGCCGACUGGAGCAUCGAUUACAGGAAUUUUUUUUCGAGGAUGUUUGGACUAUGAGAAGGCAAACACAUAUACCAUUGUGGUGGAAGCCAAGGAUCAUGGAGAUAAAGUGCAGCUCUCCAGCACAAGUACUGUGACAAUGAACAUUAUUGACAAGAAUAAUCACUUCCCAGAGAUCACAGGUCAAACAGGCCCUGGUAGGGUAAAGGAACGAGACAGCGGAGUGGAAGUCCUGCGCGUGCAAGUAGCUGAUAAAGACAGUCCAGGUUCACAAGCCUGGAAAGCUAAAUACACAAUUCAUGGAGAUAAGGAAAAAUAUUUCAAAAUAGAGACGGACCCCAAAACUAAUGAAGGAGUGAUAACAGUUCUAAAGGCAAUGGAUUACGAGGAGCAAACUUCAAGAAAUGUGUCAAUCAGUGUUGCAAAUGAGGUGCCAUAUUUCUCCUGUGAGAUCACCGGACGUCCUGCUAAGAGAUUAUGGGAUGUAAAGACCUUCAAUGAGGGGCCUGGCAAAAGUUUGCCAGGCUUCCCUAAGUUGUAUCCUGUCAGCAUUGCUGUGGAGGACGUGAACGACCCUCCAGAGUUUGUACCACCUGUUAGAAAAGUGGGGAUCAUGGAGAACACCAAACUAGGAACCCACUUGUGCACUCUUGAAGCCAAAGACCCUGAUAAAACCUUUUCCAGCAAGUUUCAUUUUACCAAAGGAGUAGAUGUAGAUAACUGGAUAACUGUAGAUCCAGAAACUGGGGAAGUGUUCACAGCAAAGGUUCUGGACAGAGAAUCACCCUUGUUGAAGAACAGUUCCUACAGUGUGAUCCUCUAUGUUGUGGAUAAUGGUGAGCCUCCUAUGACAGGGACAGGAACCUUGAUCAUUCAAGUGGGAGAUCUGAAUGAUAAUCUGCCCAUACUUGAGGUGAACACACUGGGUAUGUGUUUAUUGGACAAGGCCACUAUGACAAACAUCACUGCUGUGGAUCUGGACCUGCCUCCAUACAGCAGCCCCUUCACCUACGAGCUCCUGGGGGAUGUUAAAGGGAAAUGGAGUAUUGACCCCACCAGGGGGACAACUGUGCACCUGGUGAAAGAGAACACUGUCUAUUCAGGUGUUCACGAGCUUCGGAUCAAAGUAUCAGACAACCAGGGCCUUUCCCUGACACAGAACCUCUCAGUCACUGUGUGUGACUGCACCAGCACACCAAACUGCCAUCUACGCAGAUCUUCAGGUGCCCAGGUGGGCAGCGCUGCUGUCAGCAUCAUGAUUUUCACGUUUCUUCUUCUUCUAGGUACGGUUGAGCUAUUUACAGAGUUUUAGUGACUACAAUGAGCAGGUUAAAGUUUAAUGGCUGGUUAACGUACCAUUUUCUCUUCAGUUUCAAGACGCAAUAUGCCUAUAGAUUGGUGUACCUGCUGUAUUUCUGACUGUAUUCCCAGCUAACAAAAAUAGGUCCCGAGGACGUCCCCCGGACGUUUUUUUUGUAGGGUCACCAAAAUGGUACAAGGGACAUUCUUGGAGGAUGUUUGUAGGACCACUCAGAAACAUACAGAGGACUAUGAUGAGAGGUUUAUGGAAAGUCCUUUAAAUGUCUCAUUGGAUGUUCUUAUAGGACAUUUGUAGGACCAUCAGGGAAUAUCCAGAGUAUUAUAAGGGGAUAUUUAUGGCAUGUCCUUUAAUCGCUUCUUGUGUUUUAAAUUGUCUAUUUUACUGCUAAAGCAAUAUAAAUGUUAUUAAGUUUGUAAACUGUGCCAUAAAAUGGGGAAUAAAAUGAACACAUAAGAGGU
Molecule: messenger RNA, 2411 nt
Organism: Pygocentrus nattereri (red-bellied piranha)
Lineage: Eukaryota; Metazoa; Chordata; Actinopteri; Characiformes; Serrasalmidae
Product: cadherin-like protein 26
Exons: 11
Coding region: 70-1944 (624 amino acids)
Biological process (GO): adherens junction organization; calcium-dependent cell-cell adhesion; cell-cell junction assembly
Cellular component (GO): catenin complex; plasma membrane; adherens junction
Molecular function (GO): cadherin binding; calcium ion binding
Source: RefSeq, a predicted model, not a curated record